Molecule: messenger RNA, 531 nt
Organism: Umbelopsis ramanniana AG
Lineage: Eukaryota; Fungi; Mucoromycota; Umbelopsidomycetes; Umbelopsidales; Umbelopsidaceae
Exons: 3
Coding region: 1-531 (176 amino acids)
Cellular component (GO): cytoplasm
Source: RefSeq, a predicted model, not a curated record
AUGGUUGAGUUCAAGGCCGGCAGGACUGAUAUAUUCUACGUGGAUGACCCAACUGGUAAUGUGGUCAUCCAAACUGGCGACUUAGUGAUUGUAGAAGCUGACCGAGGCAAGGAUUUGGGCAAGGUGACAGUCGAUAACUUGACUACCCAACAAGUGUCCAUGCUUCAAGCUCAACAACAAUUCGAGCAGCAAAUGGUCGCGGAUAACGACCCAUCUUCAGGCUCCAGUGUCCAGCGCAAAGACAUUCACCCCAAGCGAAUCUAUCGCUUAGCCCAACCAAACGAAAUAACAUCACUUGUAAACAAAGGUGAAGAUGAAACGAAGGCGAGAUUACUAUGCCAGAACAAAGUGAGACAAAAGAAACUACCCAUGGAAGUGGUUGAUGCUGAAUAUCAAUGGGAUCGACGUAAGCUCACAUUUUACUUCGUGGCGGACCGACGGAUUGAUUUUCGUGAACUGGUGCGCGACUUGUUCAAAAUAUACAAGACGCGAAUUUGGAUGUGCGCCGUCAACUCUAUGGCCAAGACAUAA